Messenger RNA from Ceraceosorus bombacis, 7039 nucleotides. The record is from the annotation of a GenBank genome assembly. NCBI's taxonomy places the organism in Eukaryota, Fungi, Basidiomycota, Exobasidiomycetes, Ceraceosorales, Ceraceosoraceae.
AUGGGUCGACGUUCUAUGCUCGACUCCAUUCUCAAUCGCCCCUCUCAAUCCUACACUGCACCCGAUCCAAACUUGACCUCGUCCUCUCGAAGCAGGACACCGCGAGGAUGGCAAGCUCCCAGCGACCUUCCAAAUGCGCCCAACGCGCCCUCGAGCAUUCUGUCCGGCUCCAUGUUCUCCAAGGGAACACUUGGUAGGACCAAAGGUGCUUCUGUAGGCGGAUCAGUGACUGGCGGCAGUUUGCGAUUCGGUCGCAAGAAGAAGAACAGCAUCAUUGAUGAUGGUGCGAGCAGCAUCGCGCCACCUAGCACGGUUGCAGACAGCGUCACAGGCGAGCGGCGCCGAAGUCGGUGGUGGGAGGGCUCACUUCGCGGGCUAGGCAAGUCUGGAGGAAGCAGAGCUCCAAGCAUUACGGGCGAAAGCAUCUUCUCAGAACCUGCCGAACCUUCUUCUGGACGUGCAGCAGGCUGGGCAGGCGUUGGUGCGGGAGCUACGGACUCUAGCAGAAGACGACAUGGCACUUUCAGCGAGUACGGGGAGCCCUCGGGCAGCAGAUCACGCAUGGCAUCACCUAGUCCAGUUCCUCCUCUACCACAGCACGACUUGAGUGCGCUGAGGGCUAUGAACGGGAAUACUGGCCCGGCACAAGCUGGUCGUCUCGCAACACAGGGCGUAGCUCCACUAGGCCAGCCAGAUCCGGCCCUCGCUCGCUCCAGAAGCCCACCGCCGCCGUCUCAAAGCGGCUCUGUGCGGUCAUCUUCGGCGAAACGUGAUGGCAAGCGUCUAUCGACCGCAUCGAGCCCGGAUCUGCAAGCUCAAGCAGCUAGACAGCGACAAAGUUCAAAGGGACAGGAUGCAUCGCAGGACUGGUCCGCUUUCAUCGCAAGCAUGAAUGGUCCCCAAAAUGUCAAUGGCCGAGUCCAAAGUUUCGCUGUGGCGGCAUCCGCUUCCUCAGCAAAAGAUGCCAAAGUGCAGAGGCGGAGAAGCGCAGCAGAGAGGGUACGCAGAGAGUUGGAGCAGGAUGCCUUGGCGGACCAAGCAAGUAGAGACCCUGGGGUGGUGCACCAAGAUCUGCUCGCAAGAGCUGCUGCGCAAGUCAUUGGCCAGAGCGCGCCGCUUGAGUCCGCGGCUGAGCUUGUCGAUCAGCAAGGGAUGCAAUCGUAUGCUGGUCUUCGUCCAGGCUCAGUCAUUGGCGAGGCCAGCGAAAGUCGAUCUGUGUCUAGUCUCGCCACUUCACAUCCUCCAGCGCGACCUGAGGCCGCGCACACACAGCCUCUAGACCAACGUGCUUGGGCCGUCCAACAGCAUGCAGCUGCCUUGAAUGCCGUUGCGCCUUCAAAUGGCUCGGUGCACACACUUGCUGUGCACCAGCACCUGCAAAGCCAUGCUCAGGCAGUGGCUCAGGCAGCGCCGGCCUCCAGCGAAGUCCCGCAAACGUCGGCCGCUGGCCAACCUCCGCGACCAGGUUCCUCUGCAUCUCUCCAUCGGGACUUGUCCCCAUCACCACCGCUCGCUCAAGGAAAAGAUGACGAAUCACAAUCUUCAGGCGAGGAAUCCCAAUCUGGAACGGAGUCGGAAGAAAGCGAUGAAACGGCGCCUCGUCAAGUCCCGAUGCUCGAUGCUUUGGUAGAAGAGGAUGAGGACAGCAGCAGCGCAGGUGGACAUGAAAUGCGGCCGCGCUCCCCGCCCGUUCCGCAAGCCCGACACUCUGCUUUCGCAGCUGCCCUGAAAAAGUCGAACGUUGCGGGCACGAAUGUGGCUGCGGAAGUCAAUCAGCAAGCCACUUCCGUAACUCCUGCCAUCAGUGUAGAGGACGUCCCGAAUCAAGCUCUGCUCAAGGGUCAUCGACCAAUUGCCGAAGUAACACGCGAAGAGACGGACAGCGAGAGUGAGGAAAGUCUCAGCGAAGAGGGGCCCAUCACACAAGGCGCAUUGGCCUCUACCGCAUCCGCGGAGAGCAUUGCGCCAUCAUUGCCACCCAAACCUUCGCAGGAACAGAGUGCUGAAGUGUUUCCCGCUGAGCAAAGGGAUAGCGAUCGCAAAGCAGAAUCUGACGCAGAGGAUUUGGAUACAACAGACUCGGAAGCGGCUUCACGGAAGAGCAGUGGGGCCAGCGGACCGGCGAGUCGCGCGUCGUCCAUCCGGCCUGGUACUCUACCUAGACGGCUCAGCGACCUCAGCCUCGGCGCUUCGUUUGCCAUCAGCAACAUGCUGCGAGGCAGUCGAGCGCCAUCGCAAGCUUCGUCCUCGCGUCGCAUGCGCAUGCGAGAUGGGGACUCUGACAGCGGUGGUGAGCGUUCGGAAGAUGACGCGGAACUGCGUGCCAAGGCGCAACUGGAGUCGGAAAGGCUUCGAUCCAUCAAGGUGGGGGAUGAUUUCUUUGGCGACAGUCUAGCAGGCAUGUUGGACACGUUCGAUCGCAGGAACUGGUCGGACACUACAAUCGAUCGAUUGGGGCUUGAUGCGAGCGCCAAACAGCAAGAGGCUGCCCGCACAGGCAACACAAACAGGGCUUCGAUCAUUCAGAACAGUGGCAAAGGCUCGAAUGCCGAGUCGUCUGUUCACGAGCGGCUGAUACAGAUUCGCCAGCAGCGCGCGGAGCUUAGUCAGAAUGCGGCCGGCAACGUUGCCGAGACGAAGAGCUUGGAGAGCGGCAUUGCGCCGAGCUUCGCUGCUGCGUGGCUUCUCAACCAGGCAGACGACAAGUCUGUGCGCAGCCGCGCCGACUUGCUCGCUUCGACCCACACUUCGAACAGCGCUUCGCACGCUCGCCAGGCCUCUGCAGCGAGCGCCGGCACGUUGGACUCGGUGGGUAGCCCUGCCGAGCAGUACAAAAGCUUGUUCGCUGGGAGCGCAUGGCAGAGCGAAGCAAGCUCUGCGGCUGCGAAGCCUCCAGUCAGUGUUCUUGACAGACCUCGGCCGCGUGGUGCCAAGCCGUUAGAUAUGGGUGGCGUAGAGAUUCGCCAGGGAAGGCUGGAAGCUGACUCGCCAGCCAAGGCUAGUCCUCCACCCGAGGACACGCGCAGCACUCUACCUGCAAGCUUGUCUGCCGCUCUUUUCAAGACGCCGCCAAGAGAGGGCUCUCUCGCUGGGUCUUCGUCUGCGGACGAUUCUGCUACGACCAUGACGCCCGCCGAUACAAAAAGCAAGGACAAACCUGCUCCUGCCAAGUCAGCUUUGAAACCGAAGCCCUCCAAGUCGCUUGCCGACACGCUCUUCAAUUUUGGCUCGCCUGGUAAGGACGAAAAGCGGGAGAAAAAAUCGAGGAGGGGAGGUGCUUCUAAGGCUACCUUCGCCAACGAUGACAAGGACGACUCCAAAAAUGACGAGGGGCAGGAGACGGCCAAAGCGCCACCUUCCGCAUGGGCAAAGAAAGAGCGCAAGAUUGCCAAAGCGGAGCGCUCAGCUGAGCGCAAAGCGCAGCUUGCUCAGGGAACGGGCAAUGUGCAGUCGAGCGAGCCGUUCAAGGGCGACUCGCUUGCGAAUCCAGCCCCCGACAAGGUACAAAGCUCGAAUCAACAGCCAGACCCACUUGAGCGAAGUACCGACCUGAACCUCUCGCUGCAGGGGCCUGAUGCCUUGUAUCGCGUGUCUAGCGGGCUGACUUCGCCUGGAGAUAGCAGCACGGACGGAUUCGAAUCGGCAAACGAGUUCGUCACUCCUGACGUCACCCCGAGGGAAGAUCCACUCAACAGGGCUGCGUUUUUGACCUUGCCUAAGCUUGCUGUAGCGACAUCAGCGGAUACGUUGCCGGCAUCGCAGGCUAGUCCGUCAUUGCCUUCUGCAACGUCGGCAUAUCUGGACGCACCAGAGUCGCCUCAGUCACCUCGUGCGCUGCCCAGCUUUGCCUCGACCCUGAAGUUCACCACUGCUCCUGACCUGUUUGCACUGAACGAUGAUCAGUCCUCCAAGCGUGAGUCAUGUAUGCGCAGAAGUCGCAGCGAUCGGUCGGAACUGAAGCCGUUACCUUUCUGGUUCUGCCACAGCGUCAGCCGGUGCUGCAUCGCUUUCGCCUUCUAAUGAAGACUCUGUGCAGUCCGCGGAUAUUCCUGCACCUGCAUCUGCCCCUCUUGCCACUCCGGCACUCCGUCGUGAGACAGUUGGCGACUCGCCGAUGGAAGACCUGUGGUCUGGCGAAAGCGCGUUGAGCACCAAUAUUUCUACACCAUCCGCCUCUGACGUUUUGGUCAGCCACGCACCCUUGUUCGACCAGCGUGCGCCAGCUGUGAACAAAGGCAAAGGCAAAGAGGUAGAACCAGCGCUAGAGUCGCAAACAGUGCCACCUUCACAGCCGGCCGCAGUGGUGGACGAAGACGGCACAUUGAACAAAAAGCUGCCAAUGCCUCCCGUUCCCUCCUUUGAGAAUGCAGUAGCUCCGGAAACCCUCCCUGAUGACACCACGCCCCUUGCUAUCAACCGGCCCGAGCCCACUUUCGGAUCACGCACCCCUCAAGCGCGCGAGCAAUCUGAGCCGCACUACGUGAACCUCAUUCCGCCGACUCCACCAGCACUAGAGUCUCGACCCUCGUUCGGUGCCUCGCGUCCUCCUGCAACAGAGUCACUCGCGGAGGACAAUGACACGGCUGCGGAAGUGGGCAGGCCUGGCGUGCUCCGUCGCUCCUCAUCGACCAAGUCUACAAGUCGCAAACGCAGCUCAAUUGCAGCCUCGGAGCCGGGUGAGGAAACUGCGGGUUCCUCAUUCACCAUUGCGCGCUCAGCUUCGACAUCGACGAAACAUCCUGUCAGCUACCAAGUGUACACCGGCAAAGGUCUGAGUCUGCCGCCAGGCCUAGUCGCCACGACGGUCGCCUCUUCGGCGCGUCGGACGAGCAGUGUUCCAGUCGCGUCGAGUGAUGUGCCCCAUGCCACGUCCGCGGAGGCUGCGCCUUUGAUGGAGCGAAAGAGGAGCUCGAAGAAAGCAGGCAAGGAGAAGAGUUCGCAUCGAAAGGCCAAGCCGGUGAGUGCUCGCCUCGGCGAUGCGUCAAGAUUGUACCCCUACGACUGACAGUCGCGCUUCGCAUCGUUCAUGCAGGCUGCACCGGACGCCCCUCCUGUCCCAAAGAUACCCACCCUACCCAGCGCGCCUGGCAGCGUGCGUGAUGAGGAUGUAUUGUCGUCCGUUGGAACCCGCACGGAGUCGAACGCAGGCUCGCAGCUCUCCGCGUCGCGGUCAGCCUCUCCAUCCGGCUCGCCCUCGCCUGCGCCCAGCAUCUCAGCUCCUGGAUCUGUUGUUUCUUCAGCGGCCGGAAGCGCGGUAUCGGACGGCUCUUACUCUCGUCUUUACGCACCUCACCCUCGAAAGAUACGAACGCUCUCCGCAGGUCCGAGUGGUCAGGCGAGGACCGCGGUCAUGUCCGCCAUCAACGAGUGGGAAAGCAGUCCAAUUAGCGAAUACGCGGCACCCAGCCCAGUGCAAAACGACGCAAGUCCAACAAGCCUCAACCCAGUGGGCUCGUAUGGUCGAGGACCAAGUCCUGUUCCGGUCAGUGGAGGACUUAGCUCGGGGCACGCAUCUGUGUACAACAGCGUGCCUGCCUCCAUGGCGUCGCGAAGCAACAGCAGCAUUGUUAUCGGAGCCACUCCUGCCCUUGUGCGGAGCGCCCCGAUUGGUGCCGCCACUGAUGCCUAUUUACCGGUCCCUCGGUCAAGGCUGAGCAUGGACGGUGCAAGCAGUCCCGUUCAUUUUGGCGACCGCCGGGGCUCGGCUUCACCUGCGACCCAAAGCGUUGACGGUCAUGGCCGCUACUAUCCAGAGUCGGCAGCAUCGAGAGAGAGCGGCUGGUCGGCUUCGCAGUCAGCUAUGAGCCUGCCAGCGGUGCCCACGGCCUCCUAUAGGCCCAAGGAUCCUGUUCGCUCACAAAACACCAUCGACGAUAGGCUUUACGCUCGCACGACUAUGAACACGGUAUCUGUGGCGAGCGGAGCGUUCAUGCAAGAGGCCAAGUCACAUAGCAAGAGGCGCUCGAUCGACGCGCCAGCGGGUCCUCUCGCCGGCUCUGGCGCAUCUCGUACUUCCUCUGAGGUGCCGGAGCAUCUACAGGAUGAGCUUGGACAAACGACAAUGGCGCUCAGCUCCCAUACUCCACCACCGCGCAAGCUCACUUCGACUCAAGUCCUGUGCCAAGUCAUCGCAGUAGCGAUCGAUGAGUUCGAUAGGACGGUGCUGCGUGAGAAAGUCAGAAGCGGAAGCGCUUACGGCUUCGUUCCAGGCCGGUCGUUUUCCGGUCGUGUCAUGGAGACAGGUUGGGAGGUCAAGAAAGUACGACGGGGAGAUGUCAUCUUCGGUUUGCAGACCGCGAAAAAGUCAGGUGCUCUUGCAGAGUUCAUGGUCAUCGAGCAGAACCUCAUCGCAAAAGCACCCGAAGAUUGCUUGACUACGGAACAGAUCGCCGCCUUGCCAGCGACAGGAGUCAUGUCUUAUCAGCUCAUGCAGAAUCACUGCUCCCAAGUGCCGCGCGGGGCGCGCAUUCUCAUCCUCAACGCCCACGACGGUAUCGGCCUUCUGACAAUGCAGGAGUGCGCCCCUCUUGGGCUCAUCGUCGUUGCGCAGUGCCCUGCUUCGGUAUCCGAUGGUGUCGCGGUAUGCGAAGCCAAUGGUGCACACGAAGUCGUCAUUGGGGAACCGCUUUGGGCAAUCAACUCCCUGCAUGAGUCCAGCUUUGACCUUGUCGUGGACACUGUGGGCGGACGGAGAAUCUAUGAUGCCGCUCGGCGCAUUCUUGCCAACGGCGGUCAAUUCACCACUUGCUUUGGGGACGAACACACUUCGGCAAACCCUAAUCUUCGUUCUCAUCUGCGAUCCCUACGACGCAGCUUUUUCAAAAAAGAUCGCAAAAACAUCGGGUACGAAUGGGUCGGUACGGAUCAAGGCGAGGACUGUCAAGAGGCUUUGGAAGCCGUGCGCGUGGCUGCUCAGCGUGGGGACGUCUGCCCUCGACUGAGAUCCAUCUUGCCAUUCGCCGACGCCCCUCGUGCGUUCGACCCAGUCAUUCGAGGCGUCGAAGAGGAGCCGGGUGCCGUCGUCGUUCGCGUUUCAUAA